Colletotrichum abscissum is the source of this 597-nucleotide messenger RNA. RefSeq lists its product as uncharacterized. The record is from RefSeq and is a predicted model, not a curated record. NCBI's taxonomy places the organism in Eukaryota, Fungi, Ascomycota, Sordariomycetes, Glomerellales, Glomerellaceae. Bases 1 to 597 code for a protein of 198 amino acids. The transcript has a single exon.
AUGCACAUCUCAGCCAAGUCCAUACUUGGCCUCGUCACCCUUGGCUUGCUCUCAGUAGCAAAUGCAUCGGUACAGGAUUUUGAGCUCAUGGUCCCUCGCACAUUCACCAACGCCGAUGGCACUACUUCAACAAUACGCAUGAACCGCAACACCAAGUUCACCCAGGGAUCAGAAGGUACACGGCCAGUUCGCCUAUCAAAAAGAUUCCCCUUCUCUUCCGGUAGAGACGAGUGGUGCGGAGAGAUGGCCGAGGACCCAGCGACAGAUUUCUCAGCUUCCGCUCCGCUGGCAGCAGACUGCCAGGCACUCGCCAGCUCUCUCAGCAGUCAGAAUGGAUUUUGGACUUUGCAGCCCGGAGACUUCUCUUCCAACGGAUGGGCUACUGUAGUGAGCUCCGGAACUUGCAGCUUUGCCGUCAGAUAUGCCGAUUCUGGCAGCGCGGCUAGCCCUAUGAACGUUGGCACGAACGAUAUCCGCUUCUACACGACGAGAUAUGGUGUCAUGGCACAGAAUGGAAAGCUCGGGCUGCAAGGGACUGUGCAGUGUUACAACAAUCAGAAGAUGCUGUUUGUUACUUGGGGUUUAACUCAUAGCUGA